Molecule: messenger RNA, 2415 nt
Organism: Brassica napus (rape)
Lineage: Eukaryota; Viridiplantae; Streptophyta; Magnoliopsida; Brassicales; Brassicaceae
Exons: 4
Coding region: 240-764 (174 amino acids)
Source: RefSeq, a predicted model, not a curated record
CCCCACCGGCGUAUCUAAUUUGAAGAAACCUAAUGGUAAGAGGACCCGUGUAUUUCGUUAUCUUAUUAUAAUAUCGGAGGCUUUGUGAUUUCUCAGACAAUGAUAACGAUCAUACAUAUUCUGCAGGUCCGAUAGUUGAAAGGGCGAAGUCAGUUGUAUCCUCCGGCGUUAGGGGCAAAGCCGCUGUCUCCUCUGACGUCAGGGGUAAAGCUAUUGUCUCCGUCAAUGUUAGGGAACUGAUGUUCUUCAAAGAUGUGAAUUUCGGUCCUCAUGAAGGCGAGGUGAGGUUUCGGUUGAUCCACUUUUGGGAAGCUCGAAAUGUUCUGACGAAGCUUCUUUUCGGUCUCGAGAUGCUUCUCAUCGACGAAGAGGGCACUGUUAUACAGGGCUUCAUCCCAUCUGCACGGAUUGAAACCUACUUGCCACACAUGAAAGCGGGUGGCAUUUACAGACUCAACAAUUUUUUCGGGUCUAGAAAUAAGACUCUGUACCGAGUAGCUGAGCCAAGUGUCGUUAUCACCUUCUCAUCAACAUCCGCUCUCUCUGUUCUGGAGAACAGUCCGGUCUGUUUCCCUGAUGACCGUUUCCGAUUCCAUGGAUAUGAAGAAUUCGAUGCUGCCUGCGACUUGAAAGGAGAUCUCUAUGAUUAUGUUGGCCACAUCAAGCUUGUGAAUGGGCAGGUUCUCAAUGACAGUCUCGUGCUAGAUGAAUCUGAGAUAGCUUCAACUCGCCGCAUUUUGCUUCAUGUUCAAACACAUGAGUAAGCUAAUACAUAUCUUCUUCUAUUUUCAUAUAUUGUUUCCCUUACCACGCGUGUUUUGGAUGUUGUAGAGGCCCCGUUAUAAAGCUAUACCUGUGGGACAAAGCUGCUUUCGACUUCAGUGAAAAAUUUAAAGCAUCUGGAGGAACUGCAAAAGUUAUUUUAGUCACCACGCUAAACCCGAAACGCUUUGGAGGUUUGUAUAUCAAUUUUUAUUUUAUUGUUAAAGAAAAUACAUAGGAUGGGAGUGAUUCUUAUCUGUGUAGUUUAGCUUUGAUGAAUAGAACUGCAGCCGAUUGGAUUUGUAGUUUAACAGCUUUGAGCGUUUGUAAAGUCUGUGAAGCAUUAGGUGUUGAGUAACUCGAUAGGUUCUGGGUAUCAUAAAUUAUAGAUGUGCAUAGUCUUCAUCUUAAUUUAUUAAGAUUUUGAUCUGUAUUACAUCAUUGGAACUGGUAUAGGUGCCCUAUCUCUAUCUUCCAUGGCCUCAUCACGUGUAUUCAUGGACAGUGAUGUCCAAGCAACCCGAGAUUAUCUUGCUUGGUAAGCAUACUGUUUAACAAAUAUUCAUUGUCUUCCAGAAUAGUAUUUAUGCUUUGACAUUGUCUUCAGGUUGGUCUCAAACUCGGAUGUCGCCAACAGAGUUGAUGCAGACGUUGUCACUAAGACUGAGACAGUGACCAUAGGCGAGCUCUUUUCUUAUAUGAAGCAAGUAGCUGCCAAGGUAGUUUAUUACCAAUGGAUAACACAUUAACUAUGAUAGUCUCUGUUUCUCACUUAAUUUUAAAACUUUUUUUGCAGGUUGCUUGGUUUGAGUGCAUAGCGACCGUUGCUGAUGUUGUGCACGGUUUAAGCUGGUAUUACAUAGGCUGCGGUGUGUGCCACACUAAGGCAACCAAAGGGCCUACCACCCUUAUGUGUAAGAAAUGUGGGAAGAGUGAUAUUGUCGGUGUUCCACAGUUUCUGGCCAAGAUCUCUGUGUACGAUAAGAGUGACCAGGCGUUUUUUUUUCUCCUUGGUGAUGCUGGUCACGAGUUGACUGGAAAGAAAGCUUCUGAAUUGGUUGAGAGCUAUUUUGAGGUAAUUACAGACCCACCAUCUUUGUUUUUUGAAACUGUAUUCUUACAAUAUAGUUAGAAAUGUGUAGUGACAAUUGUUUGAAUGUAUGUUAGGCCAAUGAGAGUGUAAGAGAUGAUCACAUAGUUCCAGUGCCUCAAGCUCUGUCUGAUACCAUAGGUCAGACUCGCAAGUUCAUUGUGAAGGUCUCAAAUCAUAAUUUGACUGGCAAGACCCAAUCUUUGACUGUGACAAAGGUUCUCCAUUCAGACGAUCCAGAACUUGAAGGCGAGCUGGAGGAAGAUGUGAUUAUCCCAGCCGCCCAGAAAACUUUGGAUGAUGGAGGUGCUGAGGAUGAUCCUUCCAUGGACUCUAAGGGCGAAAAGGUGAAAAGAGCUGCUCAAAAUGAUGAAGCAGGUGAUCCUAAACGAGCCAAAUGUGGCUAGGAUGUUUUAAGUGGUGGUGUUUAUGGUUACUAGACAUUUAUGCGUUUUUACUUUUCAAUUUCAAACUUCAUAUUUGCAACAAUUGAAUGUCUUUCUUGAAAACUCUUUUUGGUUAACUUAUGUUAUUGCUUUCUUUUUAAGUUUGGUUUUGCUCCA